Drosophila willistoni is the source of this 6169-nucleotide messenger RNA. It is a transcript of the gene anne, whose product is annotated as polyamine-transporting ATPase 13A3. The record is from RefSeq and is a predicted model, not a curated record. Gene Ontology annotation, molecular function: ATP hydrolysis activity; P-type ion transporter activity; polyamine transmembrane transporter activity. Gene Ontology annotation, cellular component: membrane. Lineage: Eukaryota; Metazoa; Arthropoda; Insecta; Diptera; Drosophilidae. The transcript is spliced from 9 exons. The coding region runs from base 1241 to 5698 and encodes 1485 amino acids. Gene Ontology annotation, biological process: polyamine transmembrane transport; intracellular calcium ion homeostasis.
UUGCACUGCGCAAAGUUGUGAAAAGUUUUUUAAUUAAUUGAAGUUGAGAGAAAAGAUUUAUAAUCAGUCCUUACGAUAUGUACUGCUUACAACAUAGUGUCCUCUGCAGAUAAGGCGCUAUCAACGUCCUACGUAUGUAUGUCUAAACUGAUACUGAUUCAGAUACAUUGAUAUCGGCAAUAUGUGUCUGAAACUGACACUAAUCGUUGCUAGGCAAGGAAUGUGUAUAAAAUCAUAUAACUCUGUUGUGAAACAAAAGCAAGCUAUUGGUAUUGACUGCCAAUUACAAAACAAACUUAAGUCCAUUCUCAACCUGUCAAAGUCGAGGAUCGCGAAAAGUGAUGAUAUCUUGUUUCAAUUUGGUGAAAAGUGAAUGCAAAAGCUACGACAAACUUGUGCAUAAAAUGAACUAAUUGUUUUGUGAGCACUAUCGAUAUAAACAAAAAACUUUUAAACAUCAAACAAGGCGUUAAAAAGAGUUAUUUUUGAUUUUAACUGAUUAACUAAAGAAAAGAGAACGCCAGCAAAUUAAUUUGCCUCUAAUAAUUUUGCAUUAUUACAUCGUUGGGUCGUAAAACCAACAUAUUUUCUUCUUUGAGGGAGCUUCACAUCGUAAUGAAUUCAGAUAGAGCCGAUUCAGAGACGCAGCAGGAGCAAAUUGGGCUAUUCAAGAGAAAGUUGCGCAAGCGACGUUACGGUUCUGCAUCGGUGCUGACAGAUCGUUGGUCUAGGUCCAAGUCCGGUGGCAGGGCAAACGUGGCGCGGCUAGAUUUGGUGCUACUACUGCAAAAGGAAUACGUGAAACAGUUCUAUUUUGAGAAACGUGUUGGCAGCGGAGGAGGAGGAGGAGGAACUACUGGAUAUCCCUUGACCGAUCGCAGUGCCAAUUUUGGAUGAUUGAGAAGAAUUUGGGGCAGCGGUAAUAGCAGCCUGACUUCUCCAGGUGGCCUAAAAUUCAUACCAAUCACCUUCGACGUUGACGUUGAUAUCUGGCCCACUAUUACGAUGCUAUCUUCCAAAGUUCUUACAAACCGAGCCAUUGUUUAUUUGAGGAUCUGCACCGCAGUGCUGGGGUUGUUCAGCUGACAUUUUUGCUCCUCCAAUAAGACAGCCAUAGACAAUCAUCAGUUUUUAUCAUAACCCAACCAAGCGAAGGUCAUUUCGGUACCCUUUAAAAGCGAGGAGAUUUAAAAACCCAUUUUCUGAUUGUAUUUUCUCAAGGAACGGGUUGUGCACUAACAUGUCCGUUAGUCUAAUAGACGUGGGCACUACUUCUGCUACUCCUGCGCGCCCAGAAGAUUUGCCUUUGCAGUCACUCUUUAACGCCUCACUAUCGCCAUCGCAAGAUGUGGAACUGGGACGGACUCCCUACUUUCCCCGAAUCGCCACGAAAAACAACUUGUUAAAACUAAACUGGUGGCACUCACCCACUCAACCACAGAAUCCCGAAUCGGAGGCAGUAUGCCUACAGCCAAAUGGAUUUGACAACGAUGGAGGCAGAAACCAUGCCCACAUUUCCAAUGCAACAGAUAACAAUAAUGCGACACCACACAGUAGUGUCAACACAUCGACUAGGACGACUCCUCAUGGUUCGCUAAGGGGACGAGACCGGGUAUGGGGCGAUCGCAAGGACAUAAAGCGGCGUUGCGAUAAUAAUUUUGAGCCCGAUGUUAACGAAUUUGACCUUCAAGACUCACAGCGCCUUGUGGAUGAUCCGUUACCAUGCGUGGGUGUAUUAAACCAAGACCAGGAGGAUGAAAUGAAAGUUUCUGGAUAUCGACACUCUCGUAUGCGCACCCUUCUGUGUUGGUUGUGUAUUGUUCUAACUGGAGGACUCCUUCGUUUGGUCUUGCACUGGUGGCGUCACUGGUAUUUGUUUGCCACCAGCCAUCCAUGUCCCCUGCAAGAGGCAGAACAAGUAUUGGUCGAGGAAGACUACCAGGGCAAGCACAAACUUUAUCACGUCAAGACCGUGCACUACCUCACAAUUGACCAGUUGAAAUCAUUGUUGCAGAGCGAGCAAGAGGAACGAGAACGAGAUUGUUUUAGCUCGCCAGAUGAAACUCCGCUGCAAUUGUCUGUGCACUUCUCGUCUGCACAAUUUAGACAUUGCGAAUCGUUGAAGAUAUUUCGUUGUAAGCAAUUGGUUUACGCUUGGGACACCAACAUCAAUGGAUUUAACAAAAUCAAUGGCCUCGACAAUAACGUGCCCUGCUCUUACUUUCACCAGCAACGGGGCCUUACAUUGAAAGAACAGCUCUCCAGACGUAUUGUGUUUGGCGAUAACGAAAUAACCGUGCCAUUGCACGAUGUCAAGACGCUUUUUUUCCUGGAGGUUCUUAACCCUUUCUAUGUGUUUCAACUAUUUUCGGUCAUCCUGUGGUUCACCUACAACUAUUACUAUUAUGCCUGUGUUAUUCUGCUGAUGUCGAUAUUUGGUAUAGCAAUGUCAAUUUUCCAAACAAAGAAGAACCAAGAUGUGCUUCACAAAACCGUAAUGAAUACUGGAAAUGCUUGGAUUGUAAAUGCCAAAGGCGUGUCUAAGGAACUUCCAACACAAACUCUCGUGCCUGGCGAUAUAAUUGAAAUUCCGUCUUCGGGCUGUACUAUGCAGUGCGAUGCGGUUUUAUUGUCGGGCAACUGCAUUCUAGAUGAGUCGAUGCUAACAGGAGAGAGUGUACCAGUGACUAAGACGCCACUGCCAAUGAAGCGAGAUGUCAUUUUCGACAAAAAGGAUCAUGCUAGACACACUCUAUUUUGUGGCACAAAAGUCAUUCAAACCCGAUAUAUUGGGUCAAAGAAGGUGCUGGCCUGUGUUAUUAACACUGGUAAUAUAACAGCAAAGGGCGGGCUCAUUCGUUCCAUUUUGUAUCCUCCGCCCGUAGACUAUAAGUUUGAGCAGGAUUCGUAUAAAUUUAUUCAAUUUUUGGCGCUAAUCGCUUGUAUUGGGUUUAUAUACACACUUGUCACAAAGAUAUUACGUGGUACGGAUCCUGUGAAGAUCGCCGUAGAAUCUUUAGAUUUAAUAACAAUUGUGGUCCCACCGGCCUUACCAGCAGCAAUGACCGUGGGUCGUUUUUAUGCCCAGAAACGUUUGAAGGCCAACGAUAUAUUUUGCAUUUCGCCGCGUUCCAUCAAUGUUGCUGGCAGCAUUAACUGCUGUUGCUUUGACAAGACCGGGACUCUUACUGAAGAUGGAUUGGAUAUGUGGGGAGUAGUGCCAAAAUCUUUGACAAAUCAAUUCCAAAUUCCGAUGAAAGACGUGCAGCGCCUUCCCUACGACCAUUUUUUAUUUGCUAUGGUGACGUGUCACUCUAUUACGGUAAUGAACGGUCGCAUGAUGGGAGAUCCAUUGGACCUUAAGAUGUUUGAGUCAACAGGAUGGAUACUAGAGGAAUCCAAGGAUAUACCAGAAAAUGAGAAAUACGGCCUAAUCUAUCCGACUGUUCUGCGACAGCCGAAUAAGAAUGUGCUGAAGGCCGAGAAAUGCGCUGCAAAUCAAGAAAGUCCGUCAGUUCAACGACAGUCUUCUGUAGAUGAUCUAUUGGCGAAUGUUGGUCUGUCACGAACUGAAAAGAAUUUUGAUCAUGGGAUUGUUAGGGAAUUUCCAUUUUCAUCAAAUCUCCAGCGCAUGUCUGUCAUAACUCGCUGCUUAAGUGUACAGGGCUUCAAUGUGUACUGCAAAGGAUCUCCAGAGAUGAUGCAACAGCUAUGUCAGCCAGAAAGCUUGCCGGAAAACUACUCACAGCAGUUGUCUACGUUUGCUAAAAAGGGCUACCGGAUUAUCGCUGUGGCAUUUAAGGCACUCGCUCCCAAGGUAAACUAUACGAAAGUGCAGAGGCUUUCCCGCGAGGAGGUCGAACACAAUUUGGAGUUUCUGGGAUUUGUCAUUCUCGAAAAUCGAUUAAAGCCUGAUACCACGUCUGUAAUAAAUGCCCUUACAACUGCUAAUAUUCGUACUAUAAUGGUUACUGGCGAUAACAUACUGACUGCGACAAGCGUGGCCCGAGAUUGUGGAAUUGUCACAUCCUCGCAGGCAGUGAUUACGGUACACGCCUCUCCAGUUGAUGCGCAUGCUAGUGCUAACCCCAAUGAAGGAAUUGAGAGGAUCGAUGGUGAUCUGCAUGAAUUUAGCCAAUACGAGCUGCAGUAUACACUCGAAUUGGGUAGUAAGAUUUGCCCAUCUGCUGUCUUGACACCCAACGGUAAUGGAAAUGGAAUUAUGUCAGGUCAUUAUAAAAAUAAUGAUGCCUGUGCUCCUCACCAUUCAAUGUCAACGAACUCGCUGGUAAAUGGUUCUAGCUCUAGUUGUGCUGUUAGUAUGUUACCGAACAGCAACAGUUUGACCAGUAUUAAAACGUUAGACACAUGGACUCACAAUGAUCCGAUUGAUGUCGAACUCGGAGCCAGUGUUUCACGUGGGGAAAAUUGGCGAAAACACUACAUAUUUGCCAUGGAUGGAAAGACGUGGCAAAUUGUUAGAGAUCGUUUCCCAGAGCAAAUGGAAAUCCUUCUGACUCGAGGUGCCAUAUAUGCUCGCAUGUCUCCGGAGCAAAAGCAGGCCCUAGUUAUGGAGCUACAGAAUCUGGACUACUGUGUAGCUAUGUGCGGGGACGGAGCCAAUGACUGUGGUGCUCUAAAAGUAGCACAUACUGGAAUUUCUCUAAGCGAAACUGAAUCGUCUAUAGCCUCACCUUUUACAUCUCGUAAACCUACUAUUGCGGCAGUACCUAAUGUAAUAAAAGAAGGUCGAGCCGCCUUAGUUACAUCAUUUGGUAUCUUUAAAUACAUGGCCGCCUAUUCCCUGGUGCAGUUCAUUUCAGUUAUGAUCCUAUAUUCUAUAGACUCCAAUUUAACAGACAAGCAGUACCUGUAUAUAGAUUUGGGUUUGAUAUCGAUAUUUGCGUUUUUCUUCGGUAAGACGGAGGCGUUUGCUGGUCAGCUUGUUAGGCAAGUUCCGCUUAGUUCAUUAAUAUCACCUACCCCGCUAGCUUCACUGUUACUGCAUUUAGCCGUCGUGACGGCGUUUCAAGUGACUGGUUGGUUUCAACUGCAGCAACAACCAUGGUUUAAUCCCUUUACACCAUCUGAUGAAAACCACCUGGGCUGCUAUGAAAACUAUACUAUGUUUGCCAUAUCCAGUUUCCAAUAUAUUAUACUCGCAUUUGUCUUUUCAAAGGGUGCCCCUUAUCGAAAACCAAUCUGGUCUAACUUGCCCUUUUGCCUGACGCUGGUGAUAAACAUUUGCAUUAUAAUUUAUCUUGUGCUCUAUCCCAGCGCCUGGGUGCAGGACUUUUUCCAACUUAUAGUACCGCCAAGUGAAAGUGAUUGGAAAUAUAUUAUGCUAAUCUACGGAGCUUUGGCGUUUGUUAGUCAUGUCUUUGUCGAGUCCGUCAUUGUCGAACAAAUGGUGUUCAAGCGAUUACAAGCGCGGCGUGACCAACGGUUGAGCACAUCAAAACAAAAGUAUAUGCGAUUGGAGUAUAGUAUAAACUCAUUUACAAACUGGCCUCCGAUAACUGAAGUAUACGAGCCACAUGAUCCUGCUGCAUUAGAUGAAGUUCAACCUACGUAUGUUAACUUGGGUGCUGAGCAGAAUAUUGAGGUACAGCACACCACUUUUCCUGGAUUUUAUGAAGUUCCGGAUAACAAACAAAUGCAAUCUCCAAUUUCCGCUUCAGCGACAUUGCAAGCAUAAAGCCCAACUUUCAUCAAUAUAAAAUGCUACUCUUUGUAUAUAUGUAUACACAUAUAUGAUUAUUAUAAAUUACUGAUUAUAGAUAUGUUUAGGUUUAAGUUAUUAGUCAAAGGUAAUGCAUUCGUGGUUUAAGUUGCCGAUUGUUAAUAUGAAACUAGAUGAACGAUCUGUUGCAUCUAUCUGAUGAUUUAUUUUGUACUUAAGAAGUUAAGUCUAUAAAUUGAGAGUACUUAGAGAGAAAUUCGUUUUCUACUAAAUAUAUAUUUAAUUUAAAUUACGUAGUGAGUGUGGUAAACAUGUGUGCCGAUUAAUUCUGUUAUAUAGAAAUAAACACUACCUCCGCUAUCGGCCACCUAAUGAACCUCAUACGCAAUGUUUUAUUUAUUUCAUAUUAAGUAUUAACCAUAAAAUAUUAACUGGAUAUUGUAUUGCAUAGUUUCUAGAAUAAAGACGUUACGAAUUUCAAUAAUA